Messenger RNA from Jaculus jaculus (lesser Egyptian jerboa), 939 nucleotides. RefSeq names its product olfactory receptor 2AT4. Gene Ontology annotation, cellular component: membrane. Gene Ontology annotation, molecular function: G protein-coupled receptor activity; olfactory receptor activity. NCBI's taxonomy places the organism in Eukaryota, Metazoa, Chordata, Mammalia, Rodentia, Dipodidae. The record is from RefSeq and is a predicted model, not a curated record. Gene Ontology annotation, biological process: G protein-coupled receptor signaling pathway.
AUGGAGACCACAGCCUAUAAUGGAUCAGGGGACUCCCUGACUGUCUUCUAUCUAACCUGAAAACCUUCUCUUAAAAAAAAAAUCUCCCUUCCUUUCUUCUUUGUGUUUCUCCUCUUCUACCUGCUCAUCCUGGUGGGGAAUGUCCUGAUCCUGGUGGCGGUGGUCACAGCCCCAUCUCCACAAGCCCUGGACUUCUUUCUGAUCAGUCUCUCAGCCCUGGACAUCCCUUUCAAGCUGCUGUCUCUAUUCCUGCUGGGCGAUCACUUCCUCACCUUCCCUCCCUGCUCACUGCACAUGCAUCUGCCCCAGAGCUUUACGUGCUCAGAAGCCGUCAUGUUGGUGGUCAUGGCCCACAACCGCUACAUGGCCAUCUGUCGCCCUCUGCAGUGCCCUGUCCACAUGACCCCGCAGACCAACGCUGCACUGGUGGCCAGUGCCUGGCUCACUGCCCUCCUCCGACCCAUCCCAGCAGUCAUGAAGACCUCUCAGAUGGCAUGUAACAACACUGCCUGCCUCUGCUACUGCUUCUGUGGCCAGCUGGCUCCGGCCCAGUCCUCCUGCUGCGACACCACCCCUCAGGCCCUCGUGGGUUUCUGUGUCACCGUGGUAGUGUCCUUCCUCGCCCUCCUCCUGGUGCUUCUCUCUUAUGUCCACAUCCUGGCCUCGGUGCUUCGCGUCAGCUCCGGAGAAGGACGGUCCAAAACCUUCUCCGCCUGCAGCUCACGCGCCCUGGUGGUGAACACCUAGGACUCAUCCACUGCCAUAGCCUAUGUGUCCUACAGGGCUGAGCUGCCCCUCGACUUCCACGAUGGAAAUGGGGUGUAUGCUAUUCUCAUACCAACCCUUAGUCCUCUCAUUUAGACGCUGAGAAACAAGGAUAUCAAGGCAGCUAUCAAAAUGGCAUGUCACCAGAUGCCAAAGAACAUUGAGAAACCCUGA